Molecule: messenger RNA, 1970 nt
Organism: Alosa alosa (allis shad)
Lineage: Eukaryota; Metazoa; Chordata; Actinopteri; Clupeiformes; Clupeidae
Gene: tmem116
Product: transmembrane protein 116
Exons: 11
Coding region: 118-1212 (364 amino acids)
Biological process (GO): adenylate cyclase-activating G protein-coupled receptor signaling pathway
Cellular component (GO): plasma membrane
Molecular function (GO): G protein-coupled receptor activity
Source: RefSeq, a predicted model, not a curated record
GGAGAGGACUCCUAACAACGUCUACUGUACAAGGCAACAUACAUAGAGUUUAAUCUUAAAUUGGGCUAUUAUCGAAAUACAAAGUCAAAUCGGAAACCACACAGACUAUAAUUAGCCAUGCAAAGUUUUAUUUCCAACAACACCCAACACAAUACAACAUCCCCGACUGAAAACUGGACUUCAGUGUACUCAAUAGUGCGAUGGAUUCAACUGGUCAUGGCAAUUCUGAGCAUGCUGGGUGCCGGCUCUAUAAUUCUGUACACAUUUUUCCAAAAUCUGAUGAGAAAACCUGAGGUGAAGCCCUUGGUCCUGCUGAGUGUGACCGACCUACUGCUGGCCCUGAGCUGGCUCACCGGGGCCUUUCUCUUCAGCCAGGGCUGUGAGAGCAGUGCCACCUGCUACAACCUCCACACGGUGGAACAGAUGUUGUACAUGGCAUCAUUCUUCUACACUCUAAACUACGUGGGUGCCCUGUAUACUGGCCUAAAGGAAAAGUAUCACAGGCGAAUAAAUGGCUUUCCUGCACAGAGUGCAGCCAGUACAAGCUCAUUCGGCAUCAUGACUGCUAUUGUUUCAUGCGUGCUGCCUGUCCUGCUAACAGCUCCAGUGUUCGUCACUGGCAACAUGAAGCGCUGUUACACAAACCAUACCAAACCCUACAGGUGUCUGCUGAUGCACACCGACGCGCUCUACCUGAGCUCUGGGCUGGAGGGGGAGGACGUGGCGGCUGCCUGCAAGUUCACCCGCAUCUACAGCACUGCCAUGUUCCUCGCUACGUUCUUCUUCACACUGCUGGGCAUCGUGGUGCUGAUGGCCAAAGCUCGUUCCCUGUACAGGCGCUUUGUAACUUGUCACGGUUUCCUUGGUGACCAGCAGUGGGCCACUCUGCGUGUCCUAAAGGGCCGCAUGGUCCUCUACCCCUCUGCAUUCUUCUGCUGCUGGGGCCCAGCAACAUUCUUGGCCACCAUGAUGCUUAUUAAGCCAGACGCUGUAGAAGGUGGCGUGGGAGUCUUCCUCUACAUCGUACAGGCCUGCACCUCCGCCUCUCAGGGCCUGCUGAACUGUCUGGUGUAUGGCUGGACACAGAAGCACUUCCGCUCCCUGGGCACUACGACCAGGCGGGACGCGGAUACCCAGACUCCCCUCUUGCGCUCACAGAAGAGGAGAGAUUACUCUGCCCUGUGCAGUGUGGACCGCUUCCAGGGCGUGUGAGACCACUGACAACACGUCCGUGUGACUGAAAGGAAAGGUACUCCCAGCCAGUGGUCUGUCAUUCUGACACAACAGCAGUACCAAUGCUGUUGUCUAACUCCGGUGUAGACAGCCAUUCCACAUGUGGAGAAAAUAGGACCGUUUAAAGCUAUGUGAAGCUAUGUGCUGUUGAGUAAAAGGUGCCGUUCGUGUCUCUGGGGGCACAACUGGGUCCCUGUGGUGAUGUUGCACAGCCGAAGAUAGAGGCAGCUGCUGAGAGCUCGUUUUCACUCACAGCUGUCUCAAGCAGUUUAAACUGCCCGACUGCCAUAGCGAAACUUCAGCAAUUAUAAGUUCAGAGAGAAGGACCAGUCAGAGUGUAAAAAGGGGGAAAACCACAGACAGCCACAGACAAACACACACACACACACACACACACACUAAGGGAAAUUCUGUCUUAAAUGAACUGAGAAAGGGUAAAUCUCUCAGCUGCUGCUGAACGUUAAUGUUGCACUCAGUGUUAGUCUUAAAUGUGUAUUAAUGUAAAUUGCACAUACUUCAUGCAGUUGUACAUACUUACAUGGUGUAAGUUGAAAUGUUGUCAAUUUUGUAUGGUGUUAUAUGAACUAAUUGUUCAUGUUGCUUUGUUUAUUUGUUAAUGUUUUUUAGAAACACAUUUUGCACAAAGAAAUUGGCAUUCUAUGAUGUAAAUACAGAGCAUUGAAUUCAUUGUGUUAAUGUAUUUGAAAUGUGUGUAUGUUUUUGUUAGUUUGUACUCC